CGGGGAAAAACUAUAAUAAUUGGUUAAAAUAAGUUAUACUUUCUUCUUUCCAAGCACCAAAGAGCACACCACACCAGCACUUUCAACAAUCAACAAUCAAAAACUUCAACUAUACAUAACUAAAACUACAACGUGUUGCAAAAUCCACAACACCAGUGAAGAAAAGCGCCAGAGCAGCGCAGCAGCCAACGUGAGCGUCAUCAUUGCCCUUCGCACGUCUCUGGGGCAAAACAACAACAAUGAUAACGAGGCUAUACCACACCGAAGAGGAUCCCGCCUACUGUUCGUUUAUCUGGGGGUCUAAUCUCAGCAGCUCCACUGAUGCUCUGGACGCAGCUGCCAAUGCCACGCCCGUCUUUGGCACCGACUUGCGCGAUGACAUCUACCGGGAUGUGGAGGAUCCACGUACGCAGACUCUCCGUGAGUACUGCUAUGGGAUUUUGCUGCCCAUCAUCUGUGCAAUGGGAAUCAUUGGCAAUGUACUCAAUUUAAUUGUGCUCACCCGUCGCAACAUGCGUGGCACCGCCUAUAUUUAUAUGCGGGCAUACUCCGCCGCAGCACUGCUUGCGAUUCUAUUCGCAAUACCCUUCGGCAUCCGUAUGCAGGUCCACAAAGAUCGGGGACAGUGGGAGGAGUUCGGUCCCGCCUUCUACACGGCUCACUUGGAACUCUACUUGGGCAACGGGUGCUUGGGUGUGGGCGUGAUGAUGCUUCUCGUACUGACACUCGAGCGCUAUGUCUCGGUAUGCCAUCCUGGAGUCACGCGCCCCGUCAUGGGGCGGCCUGGAUUGGUGGUCUUUCUCACCUCUUUGGUUACCAUCAUCGCGUACUUGCCGAGCAUCUUCCGGGGCGAGCUGAUUAAGUGCAUUCUCUCCUCUCCCGAUGUCUAUGUUUAUCUACGACGCGAUAACACUAUCUACCAGCAAACCAUGUUCUACAAGGUAUACAAGAUCAUGCUGGAGAUGGUCUUUAAGUUGAUUCCGACAGUGGUGAUCGGAGGCCUGAACUUGCAGAUUAUGAUUGUAUACCGACAAACUUGCGAACGCCGCCGCCAAAUGGUUUUGACCCGGGCCAACUCGAACUUCCACAAGGACGAUGACCCGAGGAAGUUUGCGGAGGAGCGUCGUUUAUUUCUUCUGCUGGGUAGCACAUCGAUCCUAUUCUUGGUCUGCGUUUCGCCGAUGGCUAUACUUCACAUGACCAUCGCUUCGGAAGUGUAUCCGAGCUUCCCGUUUCAGGUCUUCCGUGCCAGUGCUAAUCUUUUGGAACUGAUCAACUAUUCGCUUACCUUCUACAUCUACUGCCUCUUCAGCGAGGACUUCCGCAAUACCCUCUUCCGCACCUUCAAGUGGCCCUGGCUGAAGGGACAGUUGUGCCACCAGGUGGACCUGGAGCCCGUCCAGACAGAAAGGGGCAUGCCAAUGGUGCACUUCGCGAAGGUGUCCAAGCAUCCCCAUUUCAACCGCAAUAAAACAGAUACCACCACAUCGAGCCUUGAUUUGGGACGCUCUACCAGCAUCUAGCCUCGACAGAUUAACCCAUACAUUACCACCACGACCGUUUAAGCACUCAAGCACAUCCCAUCUACCCUGCAGACACCACCUUUACACACUCCAAGAUCGAGCCCGAGUCUGAGACUUACCCUGUCAAUAUCAAGCAUUAAGUUUGAACUUUCAAUAACGAUAGCGCGUAUUCAUGACGACUAACGUACAAAAAUCAUGUCUUUGUCUUUUGAAUGUCUAGAUGUCCACU
Messenger RNA from Drosophila persimilis, 1752 nucleotides. RefSeq names its product probable G-protein coupled receptor B0563.6. Bases 240 to 1523 code for a protein of 427 amino acids. The record is from RefSeq and is a predicted model, not a curated record. Lineage: Eukaryota; Metazoa; Arthropoda; Insecta; Diptera; Drosophilidae. The transcript has 7 exons. Gene Ontology annotation, cellular component: membrane. Gene Ontology annotation, molecular function: G protein-coupled receptor activity. Gene Ontology annotation, biological process: G protein-coupled receptor signaling pathway.